Molecule: messenger RNA, 1563 nt
Organism: Talaromyces atroroseus
Lineage: Eukaryota; Fungi; Ascomycota; Eurotiomycetes; Eurotiales; Trichocomaceae
Exons: 3
Coding region: 1-1563 (520 amino acids)
Biological process (GO): protein phosphorylation
Molecular function (GO): ATP binding; protein kinase activity
Source: RefSeq, a predicted model, not a curated record
AUGGUUGACCCCUUCUCCAUCAUAUCAACACUGGAUCUUUGCUUCAAAUAUGGCUCGAUACUGGUCGAACUGUGCUCUGCCUUCAAAAAUGCGACAAGUAAAAUCAUCGAGGGAGUACUUCGUCUGAAGAAUUAUUGGAUACGAGCCGAGGUCCAAUUGAAAGUAGUGGAAAGCAUAGCGCAUACACUGGACGAUGAGCAUCAAAAGAUACAGCAGGAAACACUGGAUUUGCUUGCAAGCAAACUCAAAAUCGCGGUGCAGAGUAUUGAGUCGGUGAUCAAAAGCAAAGAUCCCGAUGAUGAGUUGGCUAUAGUCCGGGUCAAGCGAUGGAAGUAUGCGCUGGUUCAACAGAAGAUCGAGAACGCAAUACAAGACCUAGAGCUUUGGCAGCAAAUGUUUGAUCCGUCGUGGUAUUUGAUCAUAAAGGCAGCCAACCCCCAGAUCGACACUGAACUAAAGGUAUAUAAACAAACUAUUCCAGCAGAGGGUCAAACUCCGUUGGUAUUGGCCAGAUCGCUAAGAUCAGCAUUGGCUCCUACACCCACUCAUCACCAAACGCCCAUAUUUCUUCCCGAAAAGGGCCUGCACGCUUUGCAGUUAGACAGUAUACCACUAUGCUCUGCCAAGUUUGGACAGCGAGAGGGAGAUAUUUCGAAGGCAUUGAUCGUGGAGCGGAUCCAUCGCUUUCCCGAAACUGAUAUCAGACAGCUUGAGAGGGACGUUCGGGAUUUAGCAAGGAAGCUGGCGCACUCUAGCCCCCUGGAGUUUGGCCUUCUGAACUGCAAAGGUGUGAUCAAGUACUUUGAGCAGGAUAUAUAUCCUGUAGGACCGUCCGCAUUUACGUUUGUAUUCCGCAUACCUCCGGGACUGUCCCAGCCCCAAAGCCUUCGCAGUGUGCUCCAGCAUAUGAAACAGCCGGACUCUCUUUCAGAUCGGUUCCGACUCGCUAACGAGCUUGCGAGAGCCGUCAGCUACGUGCAUACGUUUGGAUUUGUGCAUAAAAAUAUUCGACCGGAGACAGUACUGCUAUUGCGCAGCGAAGAUGCCUCUAUUGGUUCCACGUUCCUUAUUGGAUUUGAUAGUUUCCGGUCCGCCGAGGGCAAGACAAUACGCAAAGGUGACUUGGCAUGGGAGCGAUGUCUCUACCAGCAUCCGGGGCGGAUAGGACCAACCGCGAGGGAGGAUUACAUUAUGCAGCAUGAUAUUUAUAGCCUUGGUGUCUGCUUACUCGAAUUGGGUCUAUGGGAGUCAUUUGUGUUGUAUGGCGAGGGCUCCGAGGAAGACUUGGGGUUGAGCAAUGAAGAGGUUUCCACAACGAGAACAACUCCAGCGCCCGUUCUUGGAUCAGACCGCUCUUCAUCAUCAUCACACCUGGACCGUCUGCUUUCUUUGGCUCGCGGAGAACUACGAACCAUAAUGGGAACGCGAUACUCCGAGGUGGUGGUGACCUGUUUGACCUGUCUAGACCCCGGAAACGUUGAUUUCGGCGAUGAAAGCGAGUUCCAGGACGAUGAUGGAAUCCAGGUUGGAGUCAUCAUGCGGCUUAACGGUAUAUUUGUUUAG